AUGGCUGAAGAAGAGGAAGCUGCUCGCCCCACCGAGAAAGUUACCCGGAUCCAGAGGGUCUUUAUAAACCUGCUGGACUCGUACAGCAGCGGAAACAUUGGGAAGUUUCUAUCCAACUGUGUCGUGGGGGCGUCACUUGAAGAAAUUACAGAAGAGGAAGAAGAGGAAGAUGAAAACAAGCCCAUCGUCCCAGAUGCCUCUUCGGUCAAACUGAAGGAGGGCACCUUCCAGAUUGUGGGCACGGUGUCCCAGGCGGAAAACGCCCAGACCAAAUUCGCGGUGGAGACCUACCACGCCAUCUCUCGAGAAGACCUGCUCCUGCGCCUGCUGGAGUGUGACGUCAUCAUCUACAACAUCACCGAGAACCCGCAGCAGGUGGAAGAAGCGGUCUGGGCCGUCUCUGCACUGAGUGAAGAAAUCAGCCGUUUUGAAAAGCGCAAGGUAUUUAUUUUGGUAUCCACGGUGAUGACCUGGGCCCGGUCCAAGCCCCUGGAUCCAGAAGAUUCGGAGGUUCCAUUCACCGAAGAAGAUUACCGAAGAAGAAAGAACCAUCCGAAUUUUCUGGACCACAUUAAUGCUGAAAAAAUGGUUCUCAAAUUUGGAAAAAAUGUGAGAAAAUUCGCAACCUAUGUAGUGGCUGCUGGACUUCAGUACGGAAUGGAAGGAGGCAUCCUACACAGUUUUUUUAAGAUAGCUUGGUUGGGUGAGGUCCCUGCAUUACCGGUUUUUGGAGAUGGAACGAAUGUGAUCCCAGCAAUUCAUGUUCUUGAUCUAGCCGGAGUCGUACAAAACAUAAUAGACCACGUGCCCAAGCCACACUACCUGGUGGCCGUGGACGAGUCUGUUCUCACGCUGGAAGACAUUGUCAAGUGCAUCAGUAAAAGUACUGGCCCUGGGAAAAUCCAGAAAGUACCAAAAGAAAAUGCUUUCCUAACCAAGGACUUGACACAAGAGAGCCUGGACCACUUGCUGGUCAGUCUGAGGAUGGAAGCACUGUAUGUGAAGGAGAAUUUUAACAUCCGCUGGACCGCCCAGUCAGGAUUCGUGGAAAAUAUCAACAGCAUCCUCAAGGAGUACAAGCAGAGCAGAGGCUUACUGCCCAUCAAGAUUUGCAUCCUCGGCCCGCCUGCCGUGGGGAAGACCAGCAUCGCCGAGGCUCUGUGCAAGCACUACAAGCUGCAUCACAUUAAAUUAAAGGACGUCGUCUCUGAAGCCAUAGCAAGACUGGAGGCGAUUGUUGCACCUAAGGAAGGAGAAGAGGAAGAAGUGGAAGAGGAGGAGGAAGAAGAGAAUGUGGACGAAGCCCAGGAGCUCUUGGAGGGCGUCAAGGAAAGCAUGGAGCAGAACUCAGGCCGCCUGGAAGAUCAAUAUAUCACUAGAUUUAUAAAGGAAAAACUGAAAUCCAUGCCUUGCAGGAAUCAAGGUUACAUUUUAGAUGGUUACCCAAAGACCUACGAUCAAGCCAAAGACCUGUUCAGCCAAGAUGAUGAAGAGGAGGAAGAAGAGAUCCGAGGCAAAGGAUUUCCCUUCGAUAAAGUAAUCAUACCAGAAUUCAUCUGUGCGCUGGACGCCUCAGACGAGUUCCUGAAGGAGCGGGUGAUGAACCUCCCCGAGAGUGUGGUGGCAGGGACCCACUACAGCCAGGACCGUUUCCUGCGGUCACUGAGCAACUAUCGGGAAAUCAACACCGAUGACGAGACGGUCCUCAACUAUUUUGAUGAACUUGAAAUCCACCCAGUACAAAUCGAUGUAGGAAAACUUGAGGAUGCUCAGAACAGACUUGCUAUCAAACAGCUCAUCAAAGAGAUCGGGGAGCCUCGGAAUUAUGGCUUGACAGACGAAGAAAAGGCAGAGGAGGAGCGGCAGGCUGCAGAGGAGCGCCUGGCCAGGGAGGCGGCGGUGGAGGCAGAGCGUGAGCGGAAGGAAGCUUCGGAGCUGGCGGAGAGGCUUGCUCGCUGGGAGGAGUGGAAUAAACAAUUAGAGGAAGUGAAAAGAGAAGAGAGAGAAUUACUAGAAGCUCAGUCUGUCCCCCUGAGGAACUAUCUGAUGACCUACGUGAUGCCCACUCUCAUGCGAGGCCUGAGUGAGUGCUGCAAGGUCAGGCCAGAUGACCCUGUCGAUUUUCUGGCAGAGUAUCUCUUCAAGAAUAACCCUGAGGUGGAGUGAAACUUUAAAGAUCUCACAUCCUACACCUUCAAAGAG
Molecule: messenger RNA, 2202 nt
Organism: Condylura cristata (star-nosed mole)
Lineage: Eukaryota; Metazoa; Chordata; Mammalia; Eulipotyphla; Talpidae
Gene: AK7
Product: adenylate kinase 7
Exons: 18
Coding region: 1-2166 (721 amino acids)
Biological process (GO): nucleobase-containing compound metabolic process
Cellular component (GO): cytoplasm
Molecular function (GO): ATP binding; AMP kinase activity
Source: RefSeq, a predicted model, not a curated record